Zingiber officinale is the source of this 2501-nucleotide messenger RNA. RefSeq lists its product as uncharacterized. The transcript has a single exon. Gene Ontology annotation, molecular function: transcription coactivator activity. Gene Ontology annotation, cellular component: SAGA complex. Bases 761 to 2056 code for a protein of 431 amino acids. The record is from RefSeq and is a predicted model, not a curated record. Gene Ontology annotation, biological process: regulation of transcription by RNA polymerase II. NCBI's taxonomy places the organism in Eukaryota, Viridiplantae, Streptophyta, Magnoliopsida, Zingiberales, Zingiberaceae.
UUUGCCUCCGCCGCGAUUCACCGGAGUUUUGGAACAAAUCCAAUUUCGAAGACGAAGUCCGAGCAAUCAUAGCUAGAGAGAGAGGGGAAGAUGAUGAUUCGGAAGCUCUGAUUGGUUGAUUGAUUGAAAGGGAACGAGCUCCAGAAGCGGAGGAGACGGCGACGGCGGAGGAGGAGCGAAACUCGUUCUAGGUCAAGAAAGUUGGCAGUUCCAUCGCUGCCUGCGCCGCUGCUUUUUCUCCAAGACGCCGGCUCCGGCUCUCCUCCUCGCAUCCACGCCGCAAAGGUCCGAUCUUUUUUUCCCCCCUUUGCCCUAUUUCCUGCGCUUGCGCUUCGGAAUCUUCCCCCUCCCGCCCUAGCUCGGCGCUUCGGGUGGUUCGCCCAUCGCAAAGUGGCGGAUUAGGGUUCCGGAGGCAAUAUGAAAUGCGAGCUUUGCCGAGCUCCCGACCCCGGAAUUUUUUGCUUCUCGAGUUGGGUCCAGUUCUUCUAGGGUUUUGACCUGGCUUGAUCGCGAUUGGCUUCAAGAUCGUGUCUUUCUAGUUGGUUGAAGCUCGGGAUCGUUGCCUUUUUAGUGGUGGCUGUCCCCCAUUGCUGCUAUAGGGUUUUGUGGCGCGAAGGCGAGAUUUUGACUAGCUCGUUCUGAGAUGAGGCGGAUGGCAUUCGUCCUUACUCUUUCAAUCUACUGGAAGUGGAUCAAGCUAUAGUUCCUUUGAUUGGAAGACAACAAGGAUCCGUAGCUCAGACUUGAUCUUGUGAGUUGCAUGCCCUCCGUGCACUGGGAGAUGUCGACAUCAGAGCCCUUGCAGUACAGCCGUAUCAAUGCCAAUGAUCUCAAGAUGCAGAUUGUUAGAAAUCUUGGGAGCGAGCGGUCAAAGAGGUAUUUUGGUUUUUUGAAUAAAUUGUUGGCACAGAAGUUGAGCAAGUCUGACUUCAACAAGUUCUGCAUUCCGAUCCUCGGCCGGGAGAAUAUCUGUUUGCACAAUCAACUCAUUCACUCAAUCCUUGCAAACGCUUUGCAGGCGAAAACCCCACCCCUAAACUCCCUUGACAAAGCUGUUUCCAAGGCUGUUGGAAAGAAAGCAUCUCAUGGUGCGAGUGUGGUCAAUCAUGAAGAAGCCCCAUCAUCCUCAAACUCUGUAUGGACUAAUGGGCACACCUCGCCGACAUCGAAUCACAAGGUCAGAAUGUGCAACCAUGACCAGAGAACAAAAGACGUCCCUUCUAAUUCUCAUACGCAGAACGGAAGGACAGAAGUUGCUUUCCAUUCUUCUGUGUCAUCACAGAAGAAUGCUGUUAAGGAGAAUGGAUUUCUUGGCCCCUCCCGUUUAGCAAGACCCAUGCUGCAGCAGCAGCAGCAGCAGCAUCAAGAUGUUUCCUCUGAACCGCCUCUGAAGAGACCGAGGGCAGAAUGCAUUGCACCUAACAGUCAACCUGUUCCUGAGAUCAAUGGUUCAGUUGAUAAUGUAGCCGUGGAAAACUCAGAAUUGCGACAAGCUGGUGACUUGAACUCCAAGAGAGGUCCUCUACAGGCCCCACUUGGGAUUCCAUUAUGUUCUGCAAGUGUUGGCGGGGCACAAAGAUCUUUAACAUUGGCAAUUGAUUCUAGCAGUGGUAAUAGUCUUCUUGGCAGAAGCUCUACCUCUGGAGAAUUAUGUCACACCGGGGCCCUAAUGAAAAGAAUGGAGAAAAUAGCAGCAGUACAUGGCUUGGUGGGUGUUGAAUCAGGUUGCGCUAAUAUGUUAAACAAAGCUGUCGAUGCUUACGUGCAGGACCUAAUUAGGUCAUGUGCUGGAUUAGUAAGAGCAAGGCUGAACCAUCCAAAACCUUCAAGCUUCAAGCAGCAAGCUCAGGUCAACCCUAUAAAUGGUGUGUUGCCUCGAAAUCAUCCUUAUGUACAGAAUGGUCCAGCGUCUUCAGAGUGCACGCAAAGGCUGAAUGCAUUCACCUCCAUGUCUCUGGAGGAUUUUAGGGUGGCAAUGGAGCUAAAUCCGCAGCAACUAGGCGAAGAUUGGCCAGUGCUAGCAGAAAAAAUAUACUUCAGAUCAAAUGAAGAAUAAAUAUGGUGGAUCUUUAAGAACCUCAAGAAUUGUUUUGUUUUUACUUCUCGUCUCUCUUGGAGCAUUAGCACGGAGUAGAGCAAUUCUUUUAUAUAUAUCUUGGUGAGUUCGAGUGGAUGAAAAUAAGUGAGACUCACUAUUAUUUGUCUGGAAACCAUAAGGGGACAUGUUCCACCAGUACAAGAGACGCCAAGCUUCUUCGACAUGGUUCACAGCACAAUCAGAGAUCAGUUUUGCAGAAUACUAAUCUAGUAGUGUCUAAUGUUGAUUGAUACAGACGAAGCCAGUCAUGUAGGAUUUGCAGGAAUGACUGUGUGUAACAUUAACUGCAUAAGUUACUAUAGUAGUUCUAUUAAUGUGAUUUCUUUUGAAGAAAAGGUUGUCUAAAUUUUACUGUACUCUCCGAGUUUCUCUUCCCUUUGGUUUGAUGGCACUGCAAUAUCUU